AAAUAAUUGGCUACGCAUGAAUUAUGUCAGCUGUGUUUGUUUACAAAUUUUAACAACAUAUAUUUAAAAGUGUUUUACUUGAUAAUAAAGUGGUAAUACAGAAGUAGCACUCAUGUAUAAGCCGACAUGCUUUCAUUCCACAUUCGCAAUACAACCCUGCAUAAAUGGUUUUUUAUUUAAAUCAAUUGUCAAACGAUUUUCAUAGCAAAAUUCGAAUUUGUUUUGUCUCGUCUAAGUGGAUUGGUUUUUAUACCGAGAAAAUAUUUAGAAUUUAGAUUAAAUUUUUACUUGUUGCGUUGAGAAGGUUUAUUAUUGGGAUAAGCACUCAAAGAAAAAUUAUGUCGGGCGAAGAAAAGGCAGUGGACGUUAGUAAAGCUAUUGAGAACAUCGAAGAUAUAGGCGCGUGUGCUAGACGACUUUCUACAUCAAGGAUUACCACAAUGUCAAAUGAAAGUGAUGUGUCGUUUAAUCUUUCAUUUGAUGCUGAAAUUGCUGAAAUGGAUUCUGAUGAAUUACCAGCGUUCGACAUCCGCCUACUAUCGCCACAUGGCAGUAGUCCUUCACCUAUAGACAAAAGCAUGGAACAAACAAUUUCCAAGGAUAAAGAAACCAGUUUCAGUGAUAGUCCCUGCCAUAACAAUCCAGAAUUUAUUGCAUUGAGAGAUAUCAAUGCACAAAUAUCACCCCCAUUAGAGAACGAUGUCAGCAGUCUUGAAACAAUUUAUGAAGGUGUGUUUCUUAAUACCCCAACUCGUAAACAUAAUGUUAAACCAAAUAUGCGAAACGAACGUUGCCGUAGAAGUCUACAAGAAGUGGCAGUUACCAAUGGUCAACAACUAGGUAAAGAAAAUAAUACACCAAUCGUUCAUCAAAGCCCAAGGCGCUCAGAUUUAAUAGAACCAAGUUAUAAUCAAGGUUCCACUUAUAAGUAGAUAUAUACUUUAAAUUCCGUGGAUGCAGUUUUAUUAAAGAAUCUACACAUUCGAGCACUAUUUAUAUUGGCUAAUAUCUAAAUGCUUCCUUAUUCAUUGUACACGUUUUUGUGUACGAUUCGACG
Molecule: messenger RNA, 1057 nt
Organism: Teleopsis dalmanni
Lineage: Eukaryota; Metazoa; Arthropoda; Insecta; Diptera; Diopsidae
Exons: 1
Coding region: 339-932 (197 amino acids)
Source: RefSeq, a predicted model, not a curated record